AUGAAAGCCAAUAAAACAACAAAUCCUGAAAAGAACCUGUACAUUGCAGUAAAUUCAAUUCUUUCUCACACUACUCAAACUCCUUCACCAAUUUUGCAUCACAAAAACCUACCAAGAACUUCGCCACCGCCUCCAAGAACAACGCCGGAGGCUCGUCAAAUCCACCUCUCCGCCGUCGCGGCCGCUGUCACCACGAACGUUAACCGCCGUCAUCUCCAUUUCUUCUUCUUCAAAUUCACCCUCUUCACUGCAAAUUUACUUCUAAAAAUUCCUCUUUUAAUUUUCUUCCAUUUUCAACUACUCAAUUACACCUGGCUGAAAUUGGCUAUUGACGGCGAUGGGAAUGGGCGCCGUCGGCUCAGGGGUCGGCGAUUUGGGGUGGUGUCGGAGAGGUGGCGUUCUGCCUCCCCGUCAAGGUGCGGUCGUUGCUUCGCGGCUGCGACGGCGAGGACUGCUGGAGAUCGAUCGCCGACACUAGGGCUGCAGCGGAUCGCGACUUUCCUCGACCUGGUGCGGCUGAGACUUGUGGCAUCUCGAACGGCUCUCCGGCGCGGUGCUGUUCGUAUGCGGGACCGUCUCCGGUGGUCUCGUCAACGGGAGGAAAGUGUUCGCGAUGGGCUGCUCGGAGGCUAUCUCAAACAAAUUUACCCGGUUAUGGUUUUUUAG
This is a messenger RNA of Striga asiatica, 666 nucleotides long. The record is from the annotation of a GenBank genome assembly. NCBI's taxonomy places the organism in Eukaryota, Viridiplantae, Streptophyta, Magnoliopsida, Lamiales, Orobanchaceae.